Neolamprologus brichardi is the source of this 4124-nucleotide messenger RNA. RefSeq names its product solute carrier family 12 member 9 (gene slc12a9). Gene Ontology annotation, molecular function: potassium:chloride symporter activity. Gene Ontology annotation, biological process: potassium ion homeostasis; chloride ion homeostasis; chloride transmembrane transport. The record is from RefSeq and is a predicted model, not a curated record. NCBI's taxonomy places the organism in Eukaryota, Metazoa, Chordata, Actinopteri, Cichliformes, Cichlidae. Gene Ontology annotation, cellular component: membrane.
UGCCGCGGUUGUUGUAUUAUUAUUGGGCAGCACAUCUUUCGCAGCAUCCAACUCUAGGGGAAGCUAAUCUCGGUCAGCCAGCCCAUUGCUUCCACAUUUGUGAGUCUACUGCGCAUCUGACCCGAGAGACUUCUCCACACAACCGACACAGGCUCAACCAAACACCCAGCUUCCAAACCAACAAAAGGAGUUCACAAGCAGGAAGUGGUUGAAAGUGUGCCGAGAGGAGCAGACUAAGCAGAACCUCUUCUCUGCAGCCAUGUCAAACGAACGCACGCCCCUGAUCACCUCAGGGGUGUGCGGUCUGAAUGUGACUGCAGCGGUAUGUGGCACGGAUACGGACCCCACCCAAGAAUCCAGCCCCGGGACGCCAAAUCAGAAUCCUCGAAAAUUGAACACGUUUUUCGGUGUUAUGGUGCCAACCGUCCUCUCAAUGUUCAGCAUUGUGCUAUUUCUGAGAACAGGGUUUGUGGUUGGUCAUGCGGGCCUGUUGCAGGCUCUUUUGAUGGUGGUUGUAGCCUACACCAUCAUAUCUCUUACGAUACUGUCCAUCUGUGCUAUUUCCACCAAUGGUGCGAUACAGGGCGGUGGAGCGUAUUACAUGAUAAGCCGGUCUCUGGGACCCGAGUUUGGAGGAAGUAUUGGUUUAAUGUUCUUUCUAGCAAAAAUCUUUGCAUGUGGAGGCUAUGUUCUAGGUCUCGUAGAAGCCAUACUUGAUGUAUUUGGUGCAGAUCCCGACUCCUCUGUGUCCACGGGCGUGCGGGUGCUUCCCCAGGGUUACUGGUACACAGUGUUGUAUUCUUCAGUAAUCCUUCUGCUGUGUCUGCUUGUGUGUCUGGUGGGCGCCCACAUCUACUCCCGCACCGCCUUCGUCAUCCUGCUGGUGGUCACUGUAUCGCUGCUGUCCGUCUUCAUCAGUUCUGUAGCAGUCAAACCUCAAGAAUUCAACAUUACCCACCACGGACAUGGCAACCAGACCCUCCAUUACAACGCCAGCUACACGGGUUUCAGCGCCACCACACUGAAGAACAACCUGGGCCCUGGUUACUCAUUGGACUACAGCACCAACUCUGUCAUGUCUUUUGCCACCGUGUUUGCUGUCAUGUUCACCAGCUGCACAGGAAUCAUGGCUGGAGCCAACAUGUCAGGGGAGCUGAAGAAUCCGAGUGUUGCAAUCCCUAAAGGCACCAUCAUAGCUGUCAGUUAUACUUUCAUCGUCUACGUCCUGCUCUUUCUCAUGAUCAGCGCUACCUGCGACAGGACCCUGUUGACUCAAGAUUAUGGCUUCUUGCAACGGAUCAACUUAUGGCCACCAUUUGUCACUAUUGGGAUAUACUGCGCCUCACUGUCAGCAGCGAUGUGUGCCAUGAUCGGAGCAUCCCGUAUCCUGCAUGCUCUUGCUCUGGAUCACCUCUUUGGCUUGCCAUUAGCCCCAGCUGCCAUCACAUCACCUUCAGGAAAUCCUUGGGUGGCGGUGCUGUUCACCUGGGGCCUGACACAGUGCGUUGUGUUUGCAGGGGAGCUCAAUGCGAUAGCAGGUUUGGUGACUGUUUUCUACUUACUUGCCUACGCUGCAGUUGACUUGGCCUGUUUGGCGCUUGAGUGGGCAUCAGCUCCAAAUUUCAGACCAACCUUCCAGCUCUUUUCCUGGCACACCUGCCUGCUGGGGAUUGUGAGCUGUUUGGCCAUGAUGUUCGUCAUCAAUCCCGUGUACUCCUCGGGCAGCAUCGUGCUCCUCCUACUGCUGCUGCUUUUCCUCCACUACAGAUCGCCCACUAGCAGCUGGGGCUACAUCAGCCAGGCUCUCAUUUUCCACCAGGUGCGCAAGUAUCUGCUGAUGCUGGAUGUGAGGAAAGACCACGUGAAGUUCUGGAGGCCGCAGGUGUUGUUGAUGGUGGCCAACCCCCGCUCUUCCAGCCAGCUCAUCCUGUUUGUAAAUCAGUUGAAGAAGGGAGGACUGUAUGUGCUGGGUCAUGUGCAGCUGGGAGAUCUGGACACCUUGCCAUCAGAUCCAGUCCAGCAGCAGUACAACUUUUGGAUGAGCCUAGUUGAUAAACUUGGGGUGAAGGCCUUUGUUGACCUGACACUCUCUCCUACUGUCAGACAGGGAACUCAGCAUCUGCUUCGCAUCACAGGCCUAGGCGGCAUGAAGCCCAACAUGCUGAUUUUGGGGUUCUAUGACAGCUGCACUCCUGAGGACUUCCUCCUGCAGGACUCUGCCUUCUGCGACACAGCAGUGGAACGAGGCGGCGAGGAUGAAUUUAAUUUUGGGGUUGACCUGCCUUCACUGCAGGCUCAUUUCCCCCCCGUCCGAGAUGCAGAGAGCCCACGGUGGCUCGCACCAGAGGAAUACGUUGGGAUAAUUUCUGACGCCAUUAAAAUGAACAAGAGCGUGUGCCUGGGUCGGUAUUUCUUCCAGUUAGAGGGAGAAGAUAAAGACAGCAAGGUCGACGGCUCGGAGCGGAUCAUAGACGUGUGGCCGCUCAACCUGCUCCAGCCGGGCAGCCGUGAUUACGAGGACGUGUGCAGCCUCUUUCUGCUGCAGAUGGCCUGCGUACUCAACAUGUCCAACAAAUGGCGGCACGCAAAAAUGAGAAUUUUCCUCAACGUGGGAACCGCUUCCAGCGACCAGGGAUGGAUGGUCAACGAAGAGACCUUUCGAGAGCUGCUGAGGAAGCUGAGGAUCAGGGCGUUGAUAAAGAUCGUGCCGUGGGACUCUGUGGUGCAGCACCACACUCCCACCGCAGAGCCAGCACAAGCUCCGUCCAAGAGCUUCUUGUCAGCAGUGAACCACAUGUUGAUGGAGCACAGCUCACAAGCUACUGUUCGCUUCCUGUAUUUACCUCAACCUCCUUCACACCGCAGCCAGUCACAGGUGUUUCUAGCUCAGCUGGAAGCAGUGACCAAUGAAUUAGGUCCAACGCUUCUAAUUCACGGCGUCACCCCAGUCACGUACACUGACCUCUGAGCAUGUGCGGUGAUGACUUUUUGUUAUCUCAGUACGAUUUGUCAUUGAAAUAGUGUCUUAUCUCAUUGUUCACUUAAACGCGGGUAGCAACGAUGGUCAAGUAGCACUUGAGGUCUUUCAUUUAAAUAUGAUAUUUCCUUAUUUUUAUAUACUUGAACUAUUGAACUGGCUUCAACUGAACCAGGAAUCGGGAGAAUACUUUGCUUUUGUUGAUACAACCUUCUUCUUGCAUUAUCUUCAGGCCUGUCUAAACAAAAACAGGCCAAAGGCUCUUCGUAACAAACGCGCGGGUUGUUUUAAGCUGCGCGGGUUGCCCAGGGCAUUACAUAUAGAAUAUAUCUGCCUAUCAUUUCAGUGAUGAAAUGCUGAGCUUUGGAUUAACAAAAACAAGUGCAGAAUAAAUUCCUCUAGUUCAGUUUCUAAAUGGCAUUGUGUUCUUUUCGUUUGUACUUUUUUUUUGCUGCCUACUUUCGUUCCUUCGCUCUCAUGUUUCUGCUGGUUGCUGGACCAAGAGAUCCAAAGGCGUCUUUUGUUUGGGACCCUGUUUCAUUCAGAUUUGUAUUUAUUUGUUUUUGGGUUUUUUUCUUCAUGUCCUCAUGCCAAUUUAUGAAUUUUUUUCCCAGUGAUAUAAAGGGAAUUGUUAUAGACUUGACAUUAGAAUGAUACAUUUGUUGCUAUUAUUUGUGUUUAUUUAAAAAAAGAAAAAAGUUGAUUGGACUUGGUGCUAGCAGAGCAGACUCUAAAAGUUCAGAAAGGGUUAUUCGGUUACAUUGGAGGUGAUAAAUAAUGAUAACAAUAACGCUGAACAAAUAUAUUUCAUAUAAUCAUAUUUCAGUCUUUCGUGGUGAGGAUGAUAUUUCAGACCAGUAAAGACAAACAAGUUUUCAUCACAUUUUUACAAAAUAUUUAAGUAACCAUAUUUACAACAUGAGAUGUCACAACACACUGAGUUUGUUGUCACUGCUGAAAAAGCAUCAGCGUGUUCUUGUUUGUGCUUGAUGAGAACACUUUUGGACUCUUGUGCACUAAUAUUACUGAAAUUACUGCCACGGACACUGUCUGUUGUCAUCUCUGGAGCUGUUACGUAAAUUAAUAUUUUUGUUGUAACCACUUAUGUGUUCAAACCACAGAAUGUAAUAAAAACAGAUCAAAUCUA